This is a messenger RNA of Morus notabilis, 1655 nucleotides long. RefSeq lists its product as uncharacterized. Lineage: Eukaryota; Viridiplantae; Streptophyta; Magnoliopsida; Rosales; Moraceae. The record is from RefSeq and is a predicted model, not a curated record. The transcript has 2 exons. Bases 310 to 1104 code for a protein of 264 amino acids.
AAAAAAAAAAAAUCCAUACGUUCAUCAGAGAGAGAGAGUUAGGGAGAGGACAAGAGCGAGCUGAUCUUCGUCUUCGAUCUCCGCUCUACAGCCUGCUCCUUCUCUUUCCAAUUCUUCCGACGAAAUUUCGCGCCAAAUUAUAUUAGGCUCUGUUUAGGUUCGAUUGAGGAGUAAAAACCGUUGACAUAGUAAACAAGAAGAAGAAAUCUUCAAAGCUUUGUUCGUGGCUUACUAGUGUUUCUAUUGGAAGAUGGCUCAGACUCGGCAGUUUUGAUAGCUUCUUUAAUUAUACGACAGUUGUACUUAUUUAUGAUGUGGGGUUUUGCUGCAAAUGCCAUUUCAAAUAUUGGACUGAAGAAGAACUUGAUCCAUCCGAGUCAACCUAGUGCAGAGUGCUCAGAUGAUGAUGCCUGUUCUAACGGCAGCGGAGAAGAAGGGCUUGAGUGUCCCAUAUGCUGUGAAUCUUUCAAUAUUGUUGAGAAUAUACCAUAUGUCUUAUGGUGCGGCCAUACUUUGUGCAAAAAUUGUGUAAUGGGGCUUCAGUGGGCUGUCGUGAAAUUUCCCACUCAACAGUUUCAGGUUCCACUUUUCAUUUCCUGCCCUUGGUGCCACCUGUUAUCGUUCCGGCUGGUUUACAAGGGUAAUUUGAAAUUUCCUCGCAAGAACUUCUUCCUUUUAUGGAUGGUCGAGAGCUUGAAUGGAGACAGGGUUAAGUUUGGAUCCUCCUCUGGUGGGGAAAAUCAACAGGUUUUGCAUCAAAACAGAAAUUUAGCCGUCGGAAAUGCAGGUUGUAGCGGUAACCACAGGAGGGCCUCAUUUUCUGGUUAUACUGGACCGUCAAGAGAUAACGGUGAUGAUGGUGGCAGCCACGUCGAUUGGCACUAUUUUUCCCUUUACAGAUCUCUUGAUUUCGUUAUUCACUUCACGUCCAAGUUCCCAUUAGUCAUCAUACUUCUUUUGAUUGUCUUCUUUGUUAUACCUGGAAGUGCUGUCAUCUUGACCAUCUACUUUAUACUCACUGUUCUUUUUGCAAUUCCGUCUUUCUCGGUAUUGUACUUUGCAUACCCUACUUUACAGAGGCUGGUGAGAGAAAUAAUCUCAUGAGACCUGAUAUUUUUAUCACGUCAGAAAAUCAUGGAAAUCAGUGCUUAUGCCUUUUCUCGUUCUUGCUACAUUGUUUAGAACUCGUCCCCAUAUGUCAUUUUGAUGCAUGAAAGCUUGUAAGCUGUUAUAUGGUAUUUAUCACAGAAUGGAAGUUUCAAGAGACUCUGAGGCAUUUUUCUGUGAGUAAUCACUCGCACUUUUGAGAACUUAUUGUAUGAACCUGAGAGAGCACUUUAUAUUGCUCAAUUGGUUUUGGUUACGAUAAUAUUUUUGUUGGUGAUUUUGCAGAAAACUCUUAGGGAUUUUUUGGGAGUCAUUUAGUGUUUUUCUUAAAUUCUGUGAUUGUAACCUUCUAAUAGUCAUUGUUGGGGUACAUGCAGCCCUUUGAACUUCAGUUUCCCUUAUUAAAUUGGUGGCGUCGGUGCAUGUCAUCUAUACAUUGCUCCUAAGUGAAACUUCUCAUAUGGAAUAUAUAUUUUUCAUGUAUUCUCUUUUGUAAUUGUAGCAGUGAUAUGGACAAUGGAGGAAAUAAAUAAGGCAGGAAGGAUGUG